AGUUAUUUCACAGAUGCCACUGGGGUAGGUAAACUGACCCAACUCUGCAGCACUCAGAAGACGAAGCAAAGCCUUCUACUUGAGCAGUUUUUUCUUCCCUGAUAUGUGCAGGAAAUGAAGACAUUGCCUGUCAUGCUUGGAACUGGGAAAUUAUUUUGGGUCUUCUUCCUAAUCCCGUAUCUGGACAUCUGGAACAUCCAUGGGAAGGAAUCAUGUGAUGUACAGCUUUAUAUAAAGAGACAAUCUGAACACUCCAUCUUAGCAGGAUAUCCCUUUGAACUAGAAUGCCCUGUGAAACACUGUGCUAACAGGCCUCAUGUGACUUGGUGCAAGCUCAAUGGAACAACAUGUGUAAAACUUGAAGACAGACAAACAAGUUGGAAAGAAGAGAAUAACAUUUCAUUUUUUAUUCUACAUUUUGAACCAGUGCUUCCUAAUGACAAUGGGUCGUACCGCUGUUCUGCAAAUUUUCAGUCUAAUCUCAUUGAAAGCCACUCAACAACUCUUUAUGUGACAGAUGUAAAAAGUGCCUCAGAACGACCCUCCAAGGACGAAAUGGCAAGCAGACCAUGGCUCCUGUAUAGUUUACUUCCUUUGGGGGGAUUGCCUCUACUCAUCACUACCUGUUUCUGCCUGUUCUGCUGCCUGAGAAGGCACCAAGGAAAGCAAAAUGAACUCUCUGACACAGCAGGAAGGGAAAUUACCCUGGUUGAUGCUCACCUUAAGAGUGAGCAAACAGAAGCAAGCACCAGGCAAAAUUCCCAAGUACUGCUAUCAGAAACUGGAAUUUAUGAUAAUGACCCUGACCUUUGUUUCAGGAUGCAGGAAGGGUCUGAAGUUUAUUCUAAUCCAUGCCUGGAAGAAAACAAACCGGGCAUUGUUUAUGCUUCCCUCAACCAUUCUGUCAUUGGACCGAACUCAAGACUGGCAAGAAAUGUAAAAGAAGCACCAACAGAAUAUGCAUCCAUAUGUGUGAGGAGUUAAGUCUGUUUCUGACUCCAACAGGGACCAUUGAAUGAUCAGCAUGUUGACAUCAUUGUCUGGGCCCAACAGGAUGUCAAAUAAUAUUUCUCAAUUUGAGAAUUUUUACUUUAGAAAUGUUCAUGUUAGUGCUUGGGUCUUAAGGGUCCAUAGGACAAAUGAUUAAAAUUUCUCUCAGAAACUUAUUUGGGAGCUUUUUAUAUUACAGCCUUGAAUAACAAAAUCUCUCCAAAACUGAUUGACAUCAUGAGUAGCAGAAUAGUAGAACGUUUAAAUUUAGCUACAUUUUACCCAAUAUACAAACUCGAUCUUGCCUUUGAAGCUAUUGGAAAGACUUGUAGGGAAAAGAGGUUUGUGUUAUCUGGAUCAGUUCACUACACACUCUUGAAAACAAAAUGAUGCAAUUUGACUAACCAACCAUAAAUACAGUAAUGAUUGUACAUUUCAAGUCAGUCUUCCAUAAUAAGAAAUUUUUCUUGUGUCAGUCUAAGAAUGGUGUUUCUUAAACGCAAAGGAGAAAUCAUUUUAGGCUUGAUAUGAGAAAAUGAAAAUAAUAAAUGGUGCAAUAAAAAUAUAGAAUAUACCAAUUGGAUAUAGGGUAGAUGUUCCACAUAUCUGGCAAACAAAUGCUUAUAUCUACUCUGUUAGAUUGAUAAGCAAAUAUAGGUAUUAAUGGAGCAGUCAAUGUAUAGCACAUUUAUGAGCAAAGUAGAGACUCACUGUUUGGGUCACAUAGACUAAUGGAUAGGAAUGUGACAUAAUGCUGCUGAAUUAAUAUACUUAUGGGCAUCUGAAUAGUUUAAAAGUUAGUCAGAAUAGGUAUCAUUGGACAAGUGAAGAUAGCUUAAACUGCUUCAUGCUUGACUUGAUAGCAAGUUAAAGUGCAAUUAAUGGAAUGGAGGAAAACCCAGAAUAUUUAAUUGGUCUGUAGGGGUCAAUUUGCUUUCAUUCACCACAUCUGCAUCUUGCUGUUCUUCUUACUAAGGAAUCAGGGCAAAUCAUCUGUAGUGACAUAUUUUAGUUUGCUAAUCAUUUAUUUUAAAAUACUGAGGUUGCAGCCACUUAAGAGUAUAGCAAAAGAUGGAUUCAGAUUUUUGGACUUUCCAAAGUACUUGAGCUAAACUAUUUCAAAAAUAGCCUAUAAUUUUAUUCAACAGUUUGAGGCUAUUCGAAUUUUCAGGUGCUGCUACUGAAUAAUGUAAUAGUCUUCAUACAAAGUGGAUAGCAAAGGUUAAAAUCCAUUUGAACAAAUAUGUGAGCUGAGCUGCUGCACAAAUGAAUGUGAUCUCUGUGUGUGUGUGUGUGUGUUAGGUGGGGUGGGUGACAACAGAAAUGGUGCACGAGAAACUGAUCAAAUUGACAUUAUAUUUUCAGUUUGCUUAUGAAGCUCAAAAUACUAGAGUAAAUAGGUCAUUAAAGAAAAUAAUAUGUGAAAUUAUGGAGUUCAGAGUACAAGUGGGGUAUAUAUACAAAAAGACAAAACUGAGGUUUUGUGGUGGAGAGAUUUUCUUAAGUAACACCGGCAUUAAGUUUUAGCUCCUUAGAUUUGGGGGUGCAGAUAUUCUUUUGAGUCACUGUUAUUUUGCCAAUUACACCUAGAAUUUUAAGCAACCAAUUCGAGAUAGGCUGUUCUAGCCAGGCUGCAUUUGUGGACAACUUAUGUAAGAAAGACAUGUUAGAAUAGCUGCUUGUGGUAUUCUUAAAAAUAGAAACAGGAAAUAUGGGGAGGAUACAUUUAGCUGUCCUCUUAUCAGAUGAACACACAAAGUUGAACAGUUCCUUCAUGAUUCUCUCAAACUUAAAAGCAAAAUAUUUCCGUCUUAUUUAAAAUAUUCUUAGUAUGUCUUGUAGUAAAGAUAAUGCUGAUAAUGAUUUCAUCUCUAAGAUGUAUUAAUAUAUUUGUACUGUUUGCCAAAAUCACAAAUCAUUUAUGUUUUUAUUCCUUUUCAAAAUGGUGUCAGAGACAUACAUGCAUUUUCCCAAAUGAAUCUAUUUCACUAUUAUUUACAUGGCUUAUUUCAUUAAUUUAUAGAGGGUUUGAGAAAAAGAAUACAUAGAUAAUUUAAUGGUUUUUCACAAAUUUUAAGCUUGUUGAUUGUGCUCAAUGAGAAGGUAAAGUUAUUAAAACUUAUUUGAAAUCAAUUUGGCAUCUGCUUUUGUACCCCAAAAUGUGUGGACAUGAAUAGAAUACUGAUUCUUAAACCUCCUGACACAUAAAAGUGACCCCAAUAACUUGCUAAACUGCAGACUAUUAACUUGCAGCACUAAGAAAUUCUGAUUCAGGAGGUCUAGAAAAUGGCUCUUUAAUCAUCUUUAAAGGACAUGCCAACCAAUUUUAAUAUGUUUCCCAGUGUCCACAAUUUGAGAAACCUAGUAGAGGCUAGGUUUGGUAUAUGUGGGUUAUUUGAUCAGUUUUGUGCACCAACCGAAACUAUCUAGUCCCCAGAAUGAAUUCUCUGGCGCGAUCAUAUCUAUUUUGCUAAAUAUAUAAACUUUUUUCAGAGCACUUUUAGGUUCAGCAAAGCUAAGCGGAGAGCAUUGAGAGUUUCUAUACCGUCUUCCCCCACACAUGCACAGUUUCUCCCAUCAUCAACAUCCUGUACUUCAGUGGUGCAUUUGUUACAAUCAGUAACUAGAAUUGACAUGUCAUUGUCAACCAAAGUUCGUGGGUUACAUGAGGGUUCACACUUGCAGUUCUUUGGGUUUUGACAUGUAUAAUGACAUGUAUCCACCAUUAUAGUGAUUUACAGAAUAGUUUCACUGUCCUAAAAACCCUCUAUGGUCUACUCAUUUAUCUCUCCCUCCAAGCCCCUGACAACCACUGCCUCUAUUGCUUUCCUUUUCCAGAGUGCCAUACAGUUGGCGUCAUGCCCCAUGUAGCCUUUUCAGAUUUGCUUCUUUCACUUAGUAAUAUGCAUUUAAGUUUCCCCCAUGUCUUAUCAUGGCUUGAUAGUUCAUUUCCUUUUAAUGGUGAAUAAUAUUCCAUUGUCAGAAUGUACCACAGUUUAUUUAUCUGUUCAUCUACUGAAGGACAUUUUUGUUGCUUCCAAGUUUUGACAAUUAUGAAUAAAACUGCUCUAAACAUUUGUGUGCAGGGUUUUAGAAAAACUUCAAUUUGAAAUUCAGGGGUACAUGGCAGGUCUGUUAUACAGGUAAACCAGUGUCAUGGAAGGUUUGUUUUACAGAUUAUUUUAUCACCCAAGUAAGUAUUAAGCCUAUUCGUACCCAUUAGUUAUUUUAUCUGAUCUUCUUUCUCCUCCCACUCUCGACCCUCCAGUGGGCCUUAAUGUCUGUUGUUCCCCUCUAUGUUUCCAUGUGUUCUCAUCACUUAGCUCCCACUUUUUUUUUUUUUUU
Molecule: messenger RNA, 4335 nt
Organism: Pongo pygmaeus (Bornean orangutan)
Lineage: Eukaryota; Metazoa; Chordata; Mammalia; Primates; Hominidae
Gene: BTLA
Product: B and T lymphocyte associated
Exons: 5
Coding region: 115-984 (289 amino acids)
Biological process (GO): immune response-regulating cell surface receptor signaling pathway
Cellular component (GO): plasma membrane
Molecular function (GO): signaling receptor activity
Source: RefSeq, a predicted model, not a curated record